Messenger RNA from Cyprinodon variegatus (sheepshead minnow), 2306 nucleotides. It is a transcript of the gene clptm1, whose product is annotated as cleft lip and palate associated transmembrane protein 1. The record is from RefSeq and is a predicted model, not a curated record. The coding region runs from base 78 to 1670 and encodes 530 amino acids. Lineage: Eukaryota; Metazoa; Chordata; Actinopteri; Cyprinodontiformes; Cyprinodontidae. The transcript has 12 exons. Gene Ontology annotation, cellular component: endomembrane system; membrane.
UACAACUGACGUCUCGCGAGACUCGGCGCAGUUUUCCCAACCAGCAAGUGGUGUUUGCGCGAUAGAGACGAGGAAAGAUGGCGACGCAGGGGAGCGAUUCAUCUAAACCUUCCGCAAGCAACGGAGAGGUGAGCAGCAAUGGAAGCGCUGCAACGGCAGAAGGUCAAACUGUGCAGACGGCUGAAAAUGCUCAGGACCCUCAGCAGCAGCAGCAAGCACCUAAUGCCUGGCAGGUCAUCAAAGGUGUCCUCUUUAGAAUCUUCAUAAUUUGGGCAAUCAGUAGUUGGUUCCGCAGAGGGCCAUCCACUCCUGAUCCGAACACACCAGCAGGGGCCCCCAGAGUACCCAGCAGGAACCUGUUUCCUAAAGACACCCUCAUGGACCUGUACGUGUAUGUGUCCCAGGAGGAGGUGUUCACUGACUUCAACAAUACAGAUGCCCUGUUUUGGUUCAACAGAGACCUGGUCUAUGGAGACUGGACCACAGGGGAGAGUGGAGAUGGCUGCUACCACCACAAUAAAGAGUUAGAAAUCUCAGAGAAAGUACAACAGAACGGCUCCCUUUACAUCCAUGUCUUCUUCACUAAAAGUGGAUUCCACCCUGACCCGAAACGCAAGGGGCAGUACCGCAGACUGGCAACAGUGCAUUCAUCAAGAAUGCUCAAUAAAUUCAAGAGGAGGAAGUUUCUGAAAACCAAGAAUCUGCUCACAGGAGAAACUGAAGCAGAUCCUGAAAUGAUCAAGCGGGCAGAAAGCCACGGCCCAGUGGAGAUUAUCUCACACUGGCACCCUAACCUCACCAUCAACAUGGUAGAUGAUCACACAGCCUGGGUAAAGGGUUCUGUUCCACCCCCUCUAGACCAAUAUGUUAAGUUUGAUGCAGUCAGUGGAGACUACUACCCCAUUGUAUACUUCAAUGAUUACUGGAACCUUCAGAAGGACUACUAUCCUAUCAACGAGAGCCUUACCAAACUCCCUCUGAGGCUCACCUACUGCCCGCUGUCCCUCUGGCGCUGGCAGCUAUAUGCGGCCCAGAAUGCUCGCUCACCGUGGAACUUCCUACCCGAGGACACCUACGAGCAGUCUGAUGAAGACCAAGACUCUGUCAAGUUGGACCGGGAGAACAAAAUCGCAGGGAUCCUUCCAAGAUUGAUAUUCAAAGAUAAGUCAACAUAUGUGGAGUCUUCAACCAAAAUCUAUGAUGACAUGGCCUUCAGGUACCUGUCAUGGCUACUCUAUCCUCUGUUCGGCUGCUAUGCAGUCUACAGUUUAUUGUACGUAGAGCACAAAGGCUGGUACUCCUGGGUCCUCAGCAUGCUUUAUGGCUUCUUGUUGACCUUUGGUUUUAUCACAAUGACACCACAGCUAUUUAUCAACUACAAAAUGAAAUCUGUAGCUCACCUCCCAUGGAGGAUGCUAACCUACAAGGCUCUCAAUACCUUUAUCGAUGAUCUCUUUGCCUUUGUGAUCAAGAUGCCCAUGAUGUACAGGAUAGGAUGCCUAAGAGAUGAUGUGGUGUUCUUCAUCUACCUUUACCAGCGUUGGAUCUAUCGCGUCGAUCCCAACAGAGUCAAUGAAUUUGGCACCAGCGGAUUGGACCACACCCAGAACAACACAGCAGAGACUCCAGCUGUCACAGACAAACCAGAGGGAGAGAAAAAGAACGAUUAAACAUGAUCCCGCUCUUAUCUUUGCCCGUGGCUCUGACUGCUGGGUUUGAAGAGGACUUGUGGAAGUUAGUGCAGGGAGGGGAGUGGCCUUUAUGGAAGCCACUAUAACAAGAAAAAACAUACAAACAAAGUUGCAGAUUAACCCUUCCUUCUGAUCUCUUUGUGGAUCCAGAGCCCUAUUCAGUGUAGACUUGGUAAAUUCUUAUUUCUGUUCCACCACCCUCCCCUGCCCUCUCGUUUUGCAGUUCAAGUGAAGUAAAACAAAAAGUGACGUUCUGUAUUCUGUAAGAUUUCUUUUCAGAGGGUAACAAUGUGUUCGACUAGAUAUUUGAAGGGGAACAGUUGGCAGUUAUUCUCCAUUUGACUUCUAAAACUGAAGAAAAAAGCCAAGUGCAACUUUUGUUCUUUGUGUCGAUUCCUCGUGAAUUUUCUUUUCAUUCCAUGUGAGCGCUGCGUUUCAGGUCGCCUAGAAAUUAAUGUGUAGUGUUGGAGGAAACUGGAAAGGUUCUGAGCCACACUGGAGGAAGAGACGUGGUGACAAAACGGACGACCCUGCAGGGCGCGCUACGCACGAAACAAUGACUACUACGCUAGAUUUUUAACAACGGUUAAUGGUCUAGACUUGAACAGAUAGGAA